UUGUGCGGAUGCAGCUGAUGGCGGAAAACAAACCGAGCUAGGAGAAAAUAUAAUAAAUGUGUUACAAGGUAACGCCAGCUUGUUUGUUGUAUUAAGAAGAAGCAGCGUGGAGCCUGUUCUUUAAAUGUCUGUCUGAAGAGUUACGGCCAGACAUGAGCGUCACGUUAGAUAUAAGACUGAAAAGAGCAAACAAAGUUUAUCAUGAGGGGGAAGCAGUGGCUGGUGUCAUCGUGCUGGCGUGUAAGGAGCCGCUGCAGCACCACGGCAUCACUCUGAGCAUGGAGGGAGUGGUGAACCUGCAGCUGAGCUCCAAGAGCGUUGGUGUCUUCGAAGCUUUCUACAACUCUGUCAAGCCCAUCCAGCUGAUCAGCAGUAACAUCGAGGUGGCCAAGGCAGGAAAGAUCCCAGGUGGCAAGACUGAAAUCCCCUUUGAAUUCCCUCUGCACGCAAAGGGCAACAAAGUGCUGUAUGAGACCUACCACGGUGUCUUUGUCAACAUUCAGUACACCCUCCGCUGUGACAUGAAGCGCUCCCUGCUGGCCAAAGACCUGAGCAGGAACUGUGAGUUCAUUGUGCACUGUCAGCCACAGAAAUCUAAAGUUGCCCCCACUCCGGUCAACUUCACCAUCACUCCAGACACCUUGCAGAAUAUCCGUGAGAGGAGUUCACUGCCAAAGUUUCUAAUCAGAGGCCAUUUAGACGCCACCAACUGUGUGAUCAGCCAGGCGCUGACUGGAGAGGUGGUGGUGGAGAACUCAGACGUUCCCAUCAAGAGUAUCGAACUGCAGCUUGUGCGGGUGGAGACCUGUGGUUGUGCUGAAGGCUAUGCCAGAGAUGCCACAGAGAUCCAGAACAUCCAGAUAGCUGAAGGUGAUGUCUGCCACAGCCUCUCUAUUCCUAUCUACAUGGUCUUCCCCAGGCUGUUCACCUGCCCCACACUGGAGACCACCAACUUUAAAGUCGAGUUUGAAGUCAACAUCGUCAUCGUGCUACAUGAUGAUCAUCUGAUCACAGAGAACUUCCCUCUGAAGCUCUGCAGAGUCUGAUCCUGGAUCUCACACCAGCUCUCAGAUGCUGACUAUGAUGCACCAUUUAGUUGUUUGCCAACUGAGAAAAGGGGCAAAGAAGAAGAGAUUUGCUGCUGUUCUGAUGUUUCACUGUGGACAGAUGUCUCUACACCAGUGUCAAAAAAAUUAGCUUAAUGUGGAUGUAUAUAUAAAAGCCUGAUUUACUCUGCAGCUCAACAUCAUGAAUGAGCUGCCCGUUAACUGAUGACAGAGAAAUCCUGUCAGAGGUAAAUAAAUUGUAAAGCUGUUUAAUAUGUAUUUCUUUAAGCUUUUUUUUUAAUAAUUAGAGAAAGCAUUUCUUCUGUCUGUUGCACUAAUUUUCUGUAACAAGUCAAAAAAAAAAAAAAUCCUGUUUUGGUUGAGUAUUUGUUGUUCAAGCACCAGAAGAUUACAUGUACAGGGAGUUCAGAAGUUUUUCUGAUUUCGGCUCAUUUCACACUGUUCCAACUUUAAGAAUAACUGGAAGAGGAGUUAAGAAAAUCCUUCCCUGCUGGUCCCAUUUAAACACCAGUACAGUACCCUUUGAUUCUUUGCUCACCUCUUUGUGGAAGCUGUGUCUGCACUCCAGCACGCAGAUGUCGUCUGGACUCAUGUCAUCAUGACAGAUGAUGCAGGGAUCCUCCACGUUGAGCUGCAGUCAAGACACAGAGAGACACACACACACAUACAGUCAGCUCUGAGCGCCUCAUUUAUCCCCGUGGGAAGUUCUGUUUUUAGUCACACUAGCAGUAUCUUUUAGCGCCAUCGUCAGGUCAGAGUUGUUAUUUGUCCAGUACUUUGGUUCAUGACCAAAAAUCUGCAAAGCUAAUGACAUUCCCAUCAGCCUCAGCUGUUUUGUGUGAAUUAGAAAAUGUUAGCAAGCUAACACACUAAAUUCAGAUGGUGAACAGAGAAAAAAAAAUUACAACUAUUACUAUAUUAGCUUGUUAGCAUACCAAUCAUUUUUGCAUUUACUCCAAAACAAACUUUGGUCUUACCAACUCAUUUCUUAAAUUGUGGGCCUUUCUAUUCUGUAUUUCAUCUUUUUUUUUUUUUUUUUUAAAUCUCAGUAUUGUUGUUGCCUCUUUCUUUCAUUUACAUUGUAUAGCUCUGUGCUCUCUAAAUAAAAUUUGACA
Molecule: messenger RNA, 2182 nt
Organism: Toxotes jaculatrix (banded archerfish)
Lineage: Eukaryota; Metazoa; Chordata; Actinopteri; Toxotidae
Gene: vps26c
Product: VPS26 endosomal protein sorting factor C
Exons: 9
Coding region: 153-1046 (297 amino acids)
Biological process (GO): intracellular protein transport
Cellular component (GO): endosome
Source: RefSeq, a predicted model, not a curated record